CAACCCACAAGCAGCUUAUAUAUAAGCCGAAGCAAGAGGAAGCUCCCUCACAUGUUUAAUGAAAUUUAUCCGUUUAUUAAAAUCCUGCUAUUUCAGGUUUUUGCGACCAAUUUUUGAGGAAAAAGGAAACAUCGAUGGAGGGUGAUUUGUCUACGACAGACCAGCAAAGUAUGGUCUCUUCGUUUCUUGAAAUCGCAGUCGGUCAAACAGCCGAUACUGCCCGUCAGUUCCUUCAGGCCACAAGCUGGAAACUUGAGGAUGCUAUUCAGCUUUUUUAUUUAGGAAAUGAUGGUGGGACUGCCGUGCCAUCUUUCAAUCCCUCAGAGGUUGAAAAUGAUGUGCCAUUGCAUGAUUCGAUUGUAAGAGGACCAAAAGAGGAUAUUGGAGAUCAAAAUGUGAGACAAGUUGACGGAGAUGAUGUACGACCACCUCUACCUGUGAAAAGGGACGUUCUCUAUGAUAAUUCAAUGCCUCAUAGCUCGCCAAGAAUGGGAGGUUUGCCACGUGAAGCUCAGCGUCACCCAAUAGAUCCAUUCCGCAAUUUUGAGGAGGAAAUGAGGCGCCCUGGAGUGUGGGAAGGGGACCAAGGUUCUUCCUCUGUGAUAAGUAGAGUUCGAGAUAAUCUUGCUUCCUUAUAUCGUCAACCAUUUGCUUUAAUUAUCAAUGGGCCCUUUGAAAAGGCAAAAGAUGUUGCAAGAAUGCAGAACAAAUGGCUCGUGGUUAACAUACAGUCCACCACGGAAUUCAGCUCUCACAUGCUAAACCGAGACACAUGGGCAAAUGAAGCUGUUGAACAAACCAUCAAAACUAACUUCAUCUUCUGGCAGGUAAAUGACGAUGAAGAAGAAGGCAGCAAGGUUUGUACCUAUUACAAAUUAGACUCUAUCCCUGUCAUUCUGAUAAUUGACCCAAUAACGGGUCAGAAAAUGCGCUCUUGGCUUGGAAUGGUUCAGCCGGAAAAUCUUUUAGAGGACCUCUUACCAUUCAUGGAUAAUUGCCCCUCAGAUCAUCAUGUCAGUCUGUCUCAUAAACGUCCAAGAGGAAGUUCUCAAGCACCACCUUCCGGGUGUCAAGGUAUGCAAACAAAUGAAAGGAAUGAAGAAGAAGUUGCAUUUCAACGAGCAUUGGCAGCUUCUAUGGAGGGCAUUAAGGGAACUGAUGAAGGUAUCCCGAAAGAAGUGGACAAAACCAUUUCGGAGAAAAAGGAAACAUGCUUAGUGAAGAAGCCUGCUUAUCCACCGUUACCUGAAGAACCGAGGGGCGAUCGAAACCUGCUUUGCAGGGUUGGAGUCCGUUUUCCAGAUGGACACAGAGUUCAGAGGAACUUCCUACGCACUGAUCCAAUUCAGUUGCUGUGGUCUUUCUGCUACUCUGAGCUGAAGGAAGCUGAUAUGCGGCCAUUUCGUCUUGCACAAGCCAUUCCUGGGCGAACUAAAUCUUUGGAAUACGACAGUGGUUUGACGUUUGAGGAGUCUGAUCUUGCCAACUCGAUGAUUUCAGUUAAUUGGGAGUGAACAUGAUGAGUCUGAUGUUUUUCUGUAUCGAGGUCAUAAAAACUUGCACCAUCCAAGAAUUUUUGUUUCGACUGUUGAAGCUUUGCAUCCCAUAUUAUUAUUGCUUGCAUUUGAAGAAACAAGUGUGUAUGGAAUAAAAUAGCAUCUGCUUAUUAUCUAUCAUGUAUAUAUUCCAUACCAUAGCAUGGAAGAAGUAAUGGGAUAUUUAUAUUGUGGAAGUUUUAUGUAUUAGUAUAUGCCUUCAAUUUUUAUUUUUA
Messenger RNA from Olea europaea var. sylvestris, 1771 nucleotides. RefSeq names its product plant UBX domain-containing protein 7. Gene Ontology annotation, molecular function: ubiquitin binding. Gene Ontology annotation, cellular component: nucleus. Gene Ontology annotation, biological process: proteasome-mediated ubiquitin-dependent protein catabolic process. The coding region runs from base 135 to 1514 and encodes 459 amino acids. The transcript has 10 exons. The record is from RefSeq and is a predicted model, not a curated record. NCBI's taxonomy places the organism in Eukaryota, Viridiplantae, Streptophyta, Magnoliopsida, Lamiales, Oleaceae.